UGCACCCAACGAGAAACGCCUGCCUCUUUUUGGUCGUGUUUUCCUGCCAAAGUUUCCUCCGGGAUGUAACAUUACUCAAAAUAACAUACCAGAACUGAAAGAUACGGUGAUGGAGGCCAAGCUCACCCCUUUACUACCAAACCCUAUGAAACAUGCGUCCUACUUUUGCAAGUACUUCAGUUAUAGCUGGCUUAACAAACUUUUUCAAAAUGGUAACAAGCGUCCACUCAGAAAUGAGGACUUGUAUGAGGCUAUGGAAAAAGAUGAGUCCAAACGCCUGACGGAUAAGCUAGAAAGACUUUGGAAAGAGGAAAAAGAAGCUGCAAAAUCAAGCAAGCGGAAACCAAGCCUCUCAAGAUCAUUUGUCAGAUUCCUAGGAACUCAUUUUAUGCUUAUUGGAUUAUUUGCUGUUGCAGAGGAAGGAAUGCGUAUAACACAGCCAUAUUUUAUUGGCAAGCUUGUGAGCUACUUCGUGCCAGGGUCCACCACAACUAAGCAGGAAGCCUACAUUUACGCUGCCAUUAUGAGUAUCUUUAGCUGUGUCAUGGCGAUGGUUCAUCAUCCAUUAUUCUUUCAGACAUUCAGAUGUGGGUUUCAUCUACGAAUUGCAUGCUCCACCAUGGUUUACAGAAAGGCGAUGCGUUUGAGUCAUUCUGCAUACUCUACUGUCACAACUGGACAUAUCAUCAACCUUCUGACUAGCGAUGUCCAAAUUUUAGAAAGGGUAGCGGUAUUUCUCCAUCACCUUUGGAUAGCACCUGUUCUGUUACUCGUCACUUCUGUCAUUUCCUGGUAUGAGCUUGGUCCUUAUUGUUUACCUGGUGUCAUAGUAGUUGUACUGAUUGCCCCAUUGCAGGGAUGGCUAGGAAAGAAGUUUGCUGUCAUAAGAAAUAAGACAGCACUUCAGACAGACAAGAGGUUUCGUAUCAUGAACGAGGUCAUAUCCGGCAUGAGGGUGAUCAAGAUGUACACAUGGGAACGACCCUUUGCCAAUCUUGUCGCUGAUGUGCGAAGUCAGGAAGUCAGCAUCAUCCGAAAAGCCGCGUAUUUACGUUCAGUGAACGCCGUCAUUUACGCCAUGUGCAUUCCUGUGAUUGGCUUUGCCAUGUUUGCGCCGUAUGUUCUCACUGGGCAUGCACUAUCGCCGGAGAAAGUCUUUACUGUGAUCGCUCUUUUCUAUUCCAUCCGGGUAUCCCUGACUAUAUUUUUACCAGAGUGCAUCCGGGGUUUAAAGGAGAGCAAAGUAUCGGCUAAACGUCUGCAGAGUUUCCUUUUGAGGGACGAGAAGCACAGUAUGAAGGGCGUUCGUACCCUGACUGAACUCAAGGAAGGAGAGACGGCUAGUGUCAAAGCAAAUAACUUCUCUGCCAGAUGGAAUGACAUGAUAUCAACUCCAACCCUACAGGGCAUCAACUUUGAGCUCAAACCAAGCGACCUUCUUAUGGUGGUUGGCCCAGUAGGCGCUGGAAAGUCCUCACUCCUGAUGUGCCUCCUUGGCGAGCUGCCGCUGACCAGUGGAUAUAUCAGUGUGGAAGGCCGUGUCAGUUAUGCAUCCCAGCAGGCUUGGAUAUUUUCUGGAAGUGUCCGGGAAAACAUACUUUUCGGAAAGGAAUAUGAAGAGGCGAAGUACUGGCGUGUUAUCAAGGCUUGUGCAAUGGAAAGGGACAUGAGGUUGUUUCCUAACGGUGACGAGACACUUGUUGGAGAGAAAGGUGUUGCGCUAAGUGGUGGACAAAAAGCAAGAAUCAACCUCGCAAGGGCCGUCUAUUAUGAUGCGGACAUUGUGUUAUUGGAUGACCCUCUUAGUGCCGUGGACACCCAUGUAGGACGACAACUCUUUGAUGAGUGCGUUUGUGGUCUUCUAAAAGAUCGCAUCUGUGUGCUGGUCACGCAUCAACUGCAGCACCUCAAGGGAGCUACCGACAUCAUCUGUUUGCAAGACGGUCGUUGUGUAGGACAAGGUAGCUACGCCGAGCUGUCAGAAGCCGGCCUUGACGUCAUGUCCCUCGUAUCUGCCCUGUCAGCUGGUGACCAUGACAACAUCAUAAGCCCUGACAUGAUAAACGUUCCGCCCAGUUCUCUAGAGAAGCCACUCGCUAAUGGUUCCACGCGCCCUGGUUAUCAGAAAAUAAGUGGUAAUGUGGAUGAUGCCGUCGGCGACGAUUGUGAUGAGGUGUUGGGUAAAAGGGGCCUGGCUGACCUUGCUAGGGAGCUCUCCGUACAGUCAUUGGCAAAGCCUGAAGGUGAGGUUCUGGCUCGCGAACCGAGCAAGGAGGGACAACACACGGGCACUGUGACGUGGCAGGUCUACAUUGAAUACUUUAAGGCUGGAGCCUCACCAUGUGUUCGCUCCCUUAUUGUAAUGUUGCUCUUCGGAUCUCAGGCGGUUGUCAUGGUUGGAGAAUGGUGGCUGGCAAAAUGGGCAGACAGUGAAAAGGAAAAAUCAUACCUCAUCGAAUCCUACCGCGGCACAAAUUCCACUCCGCCUCCCCCUGCGGAUCUGACCACUCAUGAAUACAUAUACAUAUACUGCGGUAUGAUAUGCGCCGGAAUGGUAACGAGUCUCGUCUGUGCAAUGAUGCUCUAUAACUUCUUCGUGACUGCGUCACAACAUCUCCAUGACAACAUGUUCUCACGUGUUCUUAGAGCACCUAUAUACUUCUUCGACACAAACCCAGUCGGUCGAGUUGUAAACAGGUUCGCUAAAGACAUCAAUCAAAUGGAUGACGUAUUGCCGGCCGCUUUUUACGACUUUCUUAGGUUGAGUAUACUGACGUUCGCGAUUCUGCUGCUGAAUGUAGCGAGCAUGCCGUUUCUUCUGGUGGGAGCGAUUCCCAUGACUGUGCUCUUCGGUUACAUCAGAAAUUACUACUUGAGAACAUCAAGAGAAGUCAAACGUCUAGAAGCCAUAAACCGCAGUCCAGUGUACUCUCACUUGUCCACGAGUCUCACGGGUCUGAUCACCAUCCGGGCCUUCCAAGCGGAGCAGGCGUUCAUCCGCUCCUACCACGCCUACACGGACUUCCACACCGGGUCAUACUUCCUGUUCCACACCACGCAAAGAUGGCUAGGCUUCAGGCUGGAUAUCAUCUGCGCUUCCUUCUUCACACUCGCCACCUUUACUAGCUUGUUUAUAGUAGAGGGCGGACUCACAAUCAGCGCUAGUGUGGUUGGUCUGUGUUUGACCUACGCCACGCAACUGACCGGAAUGUUCCAGUGGUGCAUAAGGCAGAGUGCGGAGGUCGAGAACAACAUGACGUCAGUGGAGCGUGUUAUCGAGUACUCGCAGAUCGACCAAGAAGUCGAGCCCAGUAAGCCGCUGACCGCCCCAGAUGACUGGCCGCACGCGGGCACAAUUACGGCAGAGAGUCUGUACUACUCCUAUCACCAGUCCCUCCCACACGUCCUCAAAAAUGUGAAAUUUUCAAUUAGAAACAAUGAAAAGGUUGGGAUCGUUGGUCGUACCGGCGCCGGGAAGUCCUCGCUUCUCGCAGUGCUAUUCCGACUCAACAACCCCGAGGGACUGGUGCGAAUAGAUGGCCUGCCAAUCACGGACCUCAAGCUACAGGAUCUGAGGAGCGCCAUAUCCAUCAUACCACAGGACCCGGUGUUGUUCAGUGGUACCCUCCGCAAGAACUUGGAUCCAUUUACACAGUUCUCGGAUGACGCUCUAUGGAACGCUCUUGAGGAGGUCCAGUUGAAGGAAGCGGUAGAUGAACUUCCAGAUGGUAUCGAAACAGAGCUUGCAGAAGGAGGCUCAAACUUCAGCGUGGGUCAGCGGCAACUUGUGUGCUUAGCACGCGCAAUACUUAGCCAUAAUAAGAUUCUGGUCAUAGAUGAAGCGACUGCAAACGUCGAUCACAGCACGGACAGCCUUAUCCAGGAGACGAUUCGCAACAAGUUCCAUGACUGCACCGUGUUGACGAUCGCUCACCGACUCAACACCGUCAUGGACUCGGACAGUGUCAUGGUCCUGGACGCGGGUCGCCUGGUGGAGUUUGAUGAGCCAUACGUGCUUCUCCUAAACUCGCAAGGAUUCUUCUCACAACUCGUGGAACAAACCGGCGAGAAAACAGCAGCCAAUCUGCGAGAGUCCGCACGACAGGCCUACGAACUAAGGCACGACAACGAUGCCGAAGAUACGAACGGUGUUCGACCGGAUGACGAGCCCUUGCACGACGACGAACAAGAUCCAAACGUCGCAGGUCAAGAACGCGGAGGGAGGACAAAUGAUGAAGAGGACGACACGAGCGUGGACCGACAGGAUGGUGAGCCCGGUACUAAUGUACAAGACACAAAAAGCGCCCGACAAGUUAGCGGUCCCGGCGAGGAAGAGUCGAACGGCACCCGAAAAGUUGGCGACCCCGGAAACAAACAAGACACGAGCGGUGUCCGACAGGAAAACGGAAGGGACGUUGAUAUGUCAACGAAUGAAACUCCAGGUCUUGACACUGUACCGGAAGUGCAGGUCGUUUGCCCGCCUACGUCUGUCAAUCAAGAUUACACGGAUACGCCUAGUAAUGUUAACGAUGGAGCGCCUUUGUUAGAAGGCAAUAAAAUCCCGAAUGAGAAUAAUGUUGCGUAUGCUGAAGAGGAUGAUGAGCUCCUAGCAUGGGGAGGACUUAACAUGGAAACCACACCAUUUAUAGAUAGCAAAUAAAUCAGUCCCGGAUGUCACUGAUACCCGGAUAAGUAAUUCAGCUAGCCAGGCGAAAACUAGAGCUUAACUUAAAUUGUAGUUUUUCUGUCCAGGAUGCCUUUGUUGUUAUUUUGUUUCUUCAGUUACCCCCCCCAAAAAAAUGAAGCGUUUUGAUGAAAAAAGCCAUGUGAGUAUACGAAAGUAUAGACCUAUUUCAAAUAAGGUUACACUAGGAGAAUCUGUGUAUCGUAACCCGCAGUGCUUUGUGGGUAUCAAGUAAAUAAGCAAAUAAGAGUAAACAAAAUACAAAUCCAGGUUUCAAAAAACUGUAGAACUCUUGUUUAAAUUUGGUAUGAACAUUCACCUAGCUUUCAAAUAAAAGGAUUCAGCCGUUUAUACGCUACCCAUGAACCACCGCGGGUUACGACACAUGAAUAAUUAGCUAGGUGUCUUACGCAAAGACGUAUUUAUUUCUUAUUUAAUUUAUAGAUUGAUUUUCAAACAGACGAGUAUAUCCAAAGUAUAAGAAUUAUGUUGUUUUUGAGAAACUAUUUAUUUUAUAAGAUUUGAAAAUCGUCCUAGCAAAUAAAAAGUAAAUAAUUUAAGAAAA
Messenger RNA from Nematostella vectensis (starlet sea anemone), 5249 nucleotides. RefSeq names its product ATP-binding cassette sub-family C member 4. The record is from RefSeq and is a predicted model, not a curated record. Gene Ontology annotation, molecular function: ATP hydrolysis activity; ATP binding; ABC-type transporter activity. The transcript has 28 exons. NCBI's taxonomy places the organism in Eukaryota, Metazoa, Cnidaria, Anthozoa, Actiniaria, Edwardsiidae. Bases 110 to 4660 code for a protein of 1516 amino acids. Gene Ontology annotation, cellular component: membrane. Gene Ontology annotation, biological process: transmembrane transport.